AUGGCGACCCUCUUGGCCGUAAUCUUCUUCAUCGUGGCCCUGGCGCUCCCCUGGUAUGGAAUUGCUGAGCGCGGCACUUACAGCCUUCCUGGCAGCAACACGACGAGCGAGGGUGACCUCAUUUCCUCCUUCUAUUGGACCGGCUUCGUCAUCUACAUCAAUCCCAAGGAUGGCUCGGACUCGACAGAGGAGUACUCCUGGAACGACCUCAAAGAGAUUUCGGGCAAGAGCUCCAACCGACCACAGACCGUCUACUUUGCCUGCAUGGCGCUGGCUGGCGUAUCGCUCGUCCUGUCCAUCCUGGUCUCGUGCUUCAUCUUCUGCUGCCUCAUGCGACGCAGCGCGCGUCGUAGCCUCGAGGAGUCGUGCGGCAACUGCCCCAAGUGGUCCAUCUUCCUCGCCUCCCUCCUCUCCUUCCUCACCGCCGUCGCCUCCUGGGGCGCACUCUUCGCCUUUCCCACCGCCCUGGACGACAUCGAUUUCCUCAAGUGCAAGGGAGAGUAUUGGUGCGGCUCGUUCGUGGGCUCCAAGGACAUCGGCAGCGACUCCAACCUUUACUGGGCACCCAGCAUCGGCUGGGUGUUUGCGGUGAUGGCGUCGGUGUGGGGUCUGAUAGGAUGCGCCCUUGCCCUCCUCGUGCCCAAGACCCACCAGUACACACUCAUAAACUAG
Messenger RNA from Acanthamoeba castellanii str. Neff, 672 nucleotides. RefSeq lists its product as uncharacterized. Lineage: Eukaryota; Discosea; Longamoebia; Acanthamoebidae. Bases 1 to 672 code for a protein of 223 amino acids. The record is from RefSeq and is a predicted model, not a curated record. The transcript has 4 exons.